Messenger RNA from Tachysurus vachellii, 1187 nucleotides. It is a transcript of the gene dynlt5, whose product is annotated as dynein light chain Tctex-type family member 5. The transcript has 5 exons. Gene Ontology annotation, cellular component: cytoplasmic dynein complex; cytoplasm. Lineage: Eukaryota; Metazoa; Chordata; Actinopteri; Siluriformes; Bagridae. The coding region runs from base 143 to 682 and encodes 179 amino acids. The record is from RefSeq and is a predicted model, not a curated record. Gene Ontology annotation, biological process: microtubule-based movement. Gene Ontology annotation, molecular function: dynein intermediate chain binding.
GGAAACCCCGCCCACAUCUCCAGUUUCACCCAAUGAAAAAGCUGCAUCGGCGUUUCCAUGACAACACGGCGCUACAACACGAGCAUUGUUCCUGCUUCACUCAGGUCUUGUCUUGCUUAUCAAAGCCAAAUCGCGUGUGAUCAUGUCUGACGUGGCAAAGGAAAAGGCCAUUCGGCUGCUGAAGAAGCGAGAGAGCAUGUCAUCUCUGGGCAGUCAGGACGUGAGAGCCAGGAGGGAGGAGUACACUUUCAAGACCAAGGGCUCUAUCAGUAGUGUGUCCUAUAUGGACGAGGCUGGUCACCAUGACGAAAACCCUCGUCACGCAGUGCAAAUGGAGAACACGUACCAGCUCGGUCCUUCAAAGCGGUUUCCAGACCACGCAGUGAGGGAGAUCCUGAAGGACGUUCUGAGCAGCUACCUGCAGGAGGAAAAGUAUGAACCUGAGCUGUGCAGACAGAUGACCAAAACCAUAUCAGAGGUGGUGAAGGCACGAGUGAAAGACCUGAUGAUCCCCCGCUACAAGAUCAUCGUGAUGAUCAGCAUCGGCCAGCUGGCGGAGCAGAAUGUGCGCAUGGCGAGCCGCUGCGUCUGGGAUGCCGCCACCGACACCUUUUCAUCCUACGCUUUCAAGAACAGCUCACUUUUCGCUGUCGCCAAUGUCUACGCCGUGUACUUUGAAUGACGCUGGUUGGGGAUACGGUUAAGUGUAGGACAGCCACGUCGGGGCAGAACUGGGGAUCUGGCUUGAUGGAGCUCUUCAGGAUAAAAAGCUACUAAAAUUACGUUGGGGACAAAAGUCAGAAGUCGGUUGUGGAAGAAUGGAAAGUUUUACUGGAAUCUAAUCAUGUGAUGAGAUACGAUGGAUGGAUGGAUAGAUAGAUAGAUAGAUAGAUGAAGCCUCUUUUUUAAAUUCUUUUUUCUUUUUCUGUAGAUUUGUUACUAUAUUUACAAUUUUUACAUAAGUACACCGCAGUAACUGAUGAAUGGCUGGAUGGAUAGACUGAUGGAUAGAUACACGGAGGAAUUGGUGAGUGGAUAAAUAAACGGAUGGCUGCAUGCUUAUGCAGAUAUAUGGAUAUAUGGAUGGAUGGAUGGAUAUUUUUCAUACAUGGAAGUAUAUAUAAAAAGGUGAAUAGAUCAAUAUAUGGAUAGAUUAGUGACAAGUAGGUGGAUAGAUUGGGCUGAUG